AUGGCGCCUAGGUCGGAGUAUUCGCGGUCUUCGACAAAUACCCGUAGUCUGUUCGAUGAUGAUUUUACGGAGAACAACAAGAACGCUUUCAUCGUUGGAACGCAUCCACUUCUUCAACGGGAUGUAGAGCUUGAUAGCUUCCUAGCGAAAAAAUCCGUUAGCGGCGAGGACAGAAGCGCAGACGACACUACCAAUCACACAGCAGCAUGGUGUCCAACAUGGCUUCGGUCAGGGACAUUGUUGGCGUUCGCCGCUUUGUUCCUCCUCUUCGGCGUCUCUCUCAUUGUCAUGUUUCAAUUCUCCCAGCAGAAUAGUGGUCUGGUCACCACACGGCAGAGCCUCGUUUACCUCUGGCGAUUUGGCCCAACAGCAAUCCUCACUCUGUUGUCUAUUUUCUGGUCAAGAGUCGAGUUACAAGCCAUUCGCUAUAUGCCUUGGAUCGCUUACCGCGACAACCCAUCGAUGGGCAGAGACGGGUACUCUCUCGACUACACAGCAAUGCUGUCGCCUUCGAUUCUUUAUCAAUCCUUGCGGAGAAGACACUUCCUUGUCUUCAUCAUCGCUGUUGUGUCUCUUUUCAUCAAGAUCCAGAUUAUUCUUGCCCCUAGUUUGUACAGCCUGGUCAGCUUUCAGGCUAAACAACCCGUCGAUGUUCGUGUGCUCGACUCGUUCAAUAUCAGUACUCCAGCGAUGUCCAACAGAGAGACUAGUGCAUACUACAUUGCAAAGGCCCUGCAGAAUCUCGAGAUGAAGCUACCAUUUGGGGUCACAAAGGAAGGGGCCUACCAGACGUUCUCGUUUCGUCAGGGCUCCGGGCGGGGAACAGAAACGGAACCGAUUACAGUUACUGUCGAUGGGUACUUUGCAGAGAUGAAAUGUCUGAAACUUAGUAAGUACUCGCAUACGGACCUCAAGGAAACAGGCCCCGCCAGGAGCUAUUACGCCUUCAACGCCAGUCUUUUGUUCGAGGGCUGUGAUCAGUCUGUCCCAGUCACCACCGAUCGAAUGAUGUGGAUCAAUUCCAGCCCGAACGAGACGACAUUACAGAGCAGUUGGAAUGUCAACAACCUCCUUAAUGAGCCAAAGCCGUGCUCAAACCUUCCACAACAACACAACCAGUCUUUGUACUACGCAACUCGCAUUGGACCGUCAGCAAAGAAUACAUCUCACCCUAAUGUUCUUAAUUUUGCGGCGAUCUUGUGCUCCUCGACGGCCUGGACAACCCCAGUGGAGGUAGUUGACGAUGGUGUGAGCCCGAAUAUGACGGUCAUACCGGGCGGGUCCAGAAGAACAGUCAACGCGGACCUCUGGUCAUUGUUGGGGAGCUCCAUCCCUGAAACAGUUGGUCUAUGGGCUGGCUCAGGGACCGGUACGAUCUUUGGGCCGAUCAUUACAGGUUUCCAGUUCAACGGAAAGGGAACGAACAAUGACACUGAUCCAUCACUAUUCACUAAUGAUGUUCUGUACGACGCGGUCAUGAACACGAGCAGUAUCUUGGGCCCUUUGAUCGGCCACUAUCGUCUGCGAGAAGAAAGCGAUUCCCAAACAACUGGAACAACAAUCGCCACCAUCGAAAGGCUGACAGUCAACCAGUGGGUCUCGCUGUCGAUGACAGCGCUAUUCUUCCUGCUUGCUGUUUUGACCGUAAUCGCCCUGCUUCGCUACCGAAAGAGGAUGUCAGUAUGGCACAGAGACCCUGCUACAAUUCUCGGAAGCAUGCUUUUCUUCCGCGACAACAUGGAUCUGUCAAACAACAUCAUGGCUUCUCAGUCGCGUAGUCUCGACAAUGAGUGGAGCUCUUGUGAAUUCACUCCCUUGGUACUGAGGACAUGGACACGUGUGCCGAUCUCUGUCCUGGUUCUUGCUAUCAUCGGUGGGCUGUACUACACUUUAAGUGUAUCGAAAACACAAGAAGGGCUUGCCUCUAUAAAUGCCGAUGGUUACUUACAUCUGCUGUGGACAUCUGUUCCAGCACUGGUAAUGCUUUGUGUUACUCUGUAUGUCGGCUGCUGCGACUUCGCAUAUCGAGGUUUGGCAACACUUUCAAGCCUUUCUCUGCGACCGUGUAGCGCACGAUUUCUCGAUAUGUCAUACCUCGACAUGAUGGGUCUAAGGGCAUUAUACUGGUCGGUCCGAAAGUGUGUUUGGGCUGUCACCCUGUCACAGUUGCUUACCUUCCUCUGCGCAUUUCUGACAACUCUUGCUUCGGUUAUGUUCACCGUAGACCCAGUGCCUAGCUCUACGAACGUCCAGCUGCGGCAGACAACAUGGUUUGGAUCACGUCAGAUGACGUUGAACAAUGCCGGGUCCUUCGCAGCAACGCGAGACUCAUUGAGCAGCCUUGUCCUGCGUAAGGGUGAUGGAGCCUUGACAUACCCACGGAACACCUACGAUGAUCUCGUUUUCCCGGUUCUUGACGGACUGCAAGGAACAGAGGUUUCUCCGAAUGUUUCUAUCCAGCUCAGCGUCCCGGCUGCCAAAUUGGCCCCUACCUGCGUCCAGUUGCCCGCCAGCACCUACAACAUCACAUUCAGGAACUACACCGAGGAGGACAAGUUCUUCGAGGUCCUUAUGGUCGAGUCGUUUGAUUGUCCUAAUGGAAAUCGAGCGAAGCUUCUGGGAAUCAUCUCUAUGAGCAGCGCUACGAACAGACUAGGCCGCUCAUACUUUUCGGACAUCCUUGAAUCACCAGGAAACACGUAUUCCAUCAACGGCCUUUGUAAACUUGGCUUGAAUAUGAGCGCUCCUGAUUACAUAUACUCCCCAUUUCGAUUUCAAACUUACGUUUGGGGAGAGUUCAACAAAGAAAGAAACGACCUUGACCAUCUCUCCAUCUGGAGAUGUAACUACACGUGGGUCGAGACGAGUACCAAGGUCUCAUUAUCCAUGGAGUCGGACGGCAUAUACAUUCUCGACCCCGAAAAGCCGCCGGAACCCGAUCUAUCAACUACGAAAUUCUGGGACCCUCCAUUUGACGUUCCUCACUUCGAUUAUCAGUUCAUCAACUUCCAAGCGGGUGACGCAUUCCCCACUGUUAGCCUCAACGACCCGCUCGCUGGUUCAAUGGAAAGGCAAUUCACAGUCUUGAUAGAGCCAUACGGCCAACUACCACUGAGCGCAUUGGGAGAUGCUAGCCAGGAAUCCAACGCUCUCGAUGGCCUGAAACACAACUUGGGGUUCAUUGGUGCCCAACUCGCCAACUUAGAGAAUCGCUUUGGCGUCACUGAAAAUUCCAGAAAUCGCCCUCCACCUGCUAAUGGUCUCCCAUUGCUUGAAGCAAUCAUUGUAGACAGAAGCAGACGACGUUUAGUCCAGAACCCCACUAUCACAUAUAUCUUGAUGGCGGUACUGGGCUUAGUGGCUCUUUGUAACAUAAUGGCAGUACUCUCCGCCGCUACGAGGCAUCUUAGUGGAAUCCCGCGGUUGUUCGAUAUGGAAGUGAAAGGGCUGGCGCCAGAUGGUUUCCAUAGCAUGGCGUCCAUGGUCAACCUGCUUCAGGGCUCAAAUGCACCAAGUCACCUACCACAGAGUGUUCAUUUACUGUCCAAGGGCGACCUCUACAGUCGUGUGGAUGAUUUGAGCUUCAGAAUGGGCUGGUUUCAAAGAACCCAAGGUCAAACUAGGCAUUUCACUGUUGGAGUACUGGGUGAUGAAGAGUUCGUGUAUUUGCACGAGGGUAAGGGCAUCAGAGACACAAUAUGA
Molecule: messenger RNA, 3702 nt
Organism: Colletotrichum costaricense
Lineage: Eukaryota; Fungi; Ascomycota; Sordariomycetes; Glomerellales; Glomerellaceae
Exons: 2
Coding region: 1-3702 (1233 amino acids)
Source: RefSeq, a predicted model, not a curated record